Messenger RNA from Chinchilla lanigera (long-tailed chinchilla), 198 nucleotides. Its product is annotated as divergent paired-related homeobox-like. Lineage: Eukaryota; Metazoa; Chordata; Mammalia; Rodentia; Chinchillidae. The record is from RefSeq and is a predicted model, not a curated record. The transcript has 2 exons. Bases 1 to 198 code for a protein of 65 amino acids.
AUGAUUGUAAAUCCAAAAGUAUUACAGGUUUGGUUCAAAAACCAUAGGGUAAAACUCUACAUCUGCUCCAAAUUUACUGCUCCCAGAGACCACUGGGUUGUUCACAAAACAGUCCACUUUGGCUGCUGCUUCACUUCCAACAUGUACUGCUUCCAUCCCAUUUUGGAAUCUGAAGUUCUUUCCGCACUUUACUUUUAA